This is a messenger RNA of Nanorana parkeri, 1254 nucleotides long. RefSeq names its product transmembrane protein 55A (gene PIP4P2). The transcript has 7 exons. The record is from RefSeq and is a predicted model, not a curated record. Gene Ontology annotation, cellular component: lysosomal membrane; plasma membrane; phagocytic vesicle membrane. NCBI's taxonomy places the organism in Eukaryota, Metazoa, Chordata, Amphibia, Anura, Dicroglossidae. Gene Ontology annotation, biological process: phosphatidylinositol dephosphorylation. Bases 133 to 888 code for a protein of 251 amino acids. Gene Ontology annotation, molecular function: phosphatidylinositol-4,5-bisphosphate 4-phosphatase activity.
CCAUGAGGGUCAAGGUGGGAGGCCGUCUUGUGUCUCCUCCCUCCCUCUUCCUUGUGAUUCCCAGCCCUGUGACAUGUACAUUGUGAGAGGCUUCCUUCCCUCCCAUCUGCUGGAGCUGCAGCUGCUGCAGUCAUGGCUGCUGAUGGGAUUGAUGAGCGCUCCCCUCUGAUCUCUCCCAAUUCUGGCGCACCCCCCUAUGGACAGGACAACAACCUGCAAGCUGAAUUACCUCCUCCGUACACAGCCAUUGCCAGCCCAGAUGCCAGCGGAGUUCCCGUAGUAAAUUGCCGUGUGUGCCAGUCUCUUAUUAAUUUGGAUGGAAAGCUUCAUCAGCAUGUCGUGAAGUGCACAGUCUGCAAUGAGGCCACGCCAAUCAAAACCCCUCCCUCAGGGAAGAAGUAUGUCAGGUGUCCUUGUAACUGCCUCCUUAUCUGCAAGGAUACAUCACGGCGAAUAGGAUGUCCGCGACCUAACUGCAGACGUAUCAUUAAUCUGGGCCCGGUGAUGCUGAUACCUGAAGAACAGCCUGCCCAGCCCGCCCUCCCGCUUCAGCCAGAAGGUACCCGAGUAGUUUGUGGUCACUGUGGAAACACUUUUCUGUGGAUGGAACUGAGAUUUAACACAUUGGCAAAGUGCCCACAUUGCAAGAAAAUAUCAUCUGUAGGAAGUGCCCUUCCCCGCCGACGCUGCUGUGCUUAUAUUACAAUGGGAAUGAUCUGCAUUUUUAUUGGUGUUGGCCUAACUGUCGGCACACAAGAUUUCGCCAGACAUUUCCGUGCAACGUACGUCUCCUGGGCGGUUGCCUAUCUCUUAGGCUUAGUUUGUCUUAUUCGGGCUUGUUACUGGGGAGCCAUAAAAGUUAGCUAUCCAGAGCAUACCUUUGCAUAGAUCUGUCUAUACUAGAACAUUAUAGUGUGUAAUUUAUGGCUAAUGAUUCUGGGCAUUCUCUUCCUUUACAACCCCCGUGGGUGAAUUUAUCACAAAAUAGCCAACUGAAGCCUCUUCAGCCACUGAACUGCUUUAUGGGAAUGCCCACCCCCGGCCUUCAUACUGAAUGAUGGUAGCCCAAUCUGCACCGCUGCACCUCUGCAAUGAGUUGCAAACUACUGCAGUUUGUAUUCUUUUGUUAUGAGCAACUGAAGAAUCAAAGGCGUAGGACGUGACUUGGUGACCUGGAGGUGCGGCCUUGCUUGACCGUUCUGCCGGGGUUGGACUUUCCUUGUAAAGCUCAGAGUUGGACACGCUCUGCCUUUU